Messenger RNA from Cryptomeria japonica (Japanese cedar), 627 nucleotides. RefSeq lists its product as uncharacterized. The transcript has a single exon. NCBI's taxonomy places the organism in Eukaryota, Viridiplantae, Streptophyta, Pinopsida, Cupressales, Cupressaceae. The record is from RefSeq and is a predicted model, not a curated record. Bases 51 to 524 code for a protein of 157 amino acids.
CCUCUCCUCCCCUCCACAUUUCCACCACUCUUGUUUUCUUCCCCUUGAAAAUGGAGAGCUCUAAAUGGGAGGGUUCCCUGGAAAUCCCUGUGGCGGCUCACCUGGAGCGCGUGUGGGAAAUUGGCAGCGAUUUCUUUGGAAUAAAAAGAUGGUAUUCUAUGCUCGAGAUUUGUGAAUGGGUGGAGGGCACACCAGAGCAGGGCCCUGGUUCUAUGCGCUACUGUGCCUCCUCUCCCCCUGAAGGGCUUGUGUGGGCCAAGGAAAAACUCAUUUCCUUAGACAGUUCCACACAUUCCUUCACUUAUCAAAUAACAGAGGGAAACUUCUUGGGGAUGAAGGGCUACCAAGGGACUUUUCGAGUGGUGGAGGAUCAGGAGCAACAGGGGAAAUGUCUCGUCAAAUGGAAUUUUGAGGUUGAGCCAGUUCAGGGUUAUAACCAACAAGAUUUUAUGGCUAUUAUCAUUUCUUUCAUCAGAGGCAUCACCAAGACACUGGAGGAAGUCGCUUCUGCCUCUUUGGAAUGAUUGUCCAGCUUAGUAUUUAGUGUCUCUGUCUCUCUGGUUUUCUCUAAGUGUUGAAUUGUGUAUUGUUGCAGAUUGCAGUUUCUAAUUAUGGAAUUUUAUCGCA